Messenger RNA from Nylanderia fulva, 3627 nucleotides. The record is from RefSeq and is a predicted model, not a curated record. NCBI's taxonomy places the organism in Eukaryota, Metazoa, Arthropoda, Insecta, Hymenoptera, Formicidae.
AUGACGUGCAAAAGCUUCAAGGCCAAGACUGCGGUUGAGCGGAAAGCGUUCGUGGAGACCAACCGAUUGUGCUUCAACUGCUUAGGCAAUCAUUUCUUAGCACGGUGUCAGUCAAAAAAGAAUUGCCUCACCUGCAACGCACGACACCACACCAUGCUGCACGGGGCAUCCACAUCAACACCAUCCGCUGAGGCCACUUCACUUGCCACCACACUGGUCACUGCACGGCAAGCUAAGACGCACAAGGCCGUCCUUCUCGCAACCGCUCGCGUCAAGGUCGCUGAUCGAUACGGAUCACCACACGAGGUUAGAGUCUUGAUAGAUCAGUGCUCCGAGGUGUCCAUCAUCUCUGAGGCUCUGGCUCAGCGUCUUCGGCUGCCUCGAGCUUCAACGGAUCUGUCCAUCUUCGGCAUCGGAGGGACUCGCUCUGGAUCAGCGCGUGGCAAGGUCACGAUAGACAUCACAUCUGACGUGACCAAUGCCGAGCUUCGCGUGGUGGCCUUUGUGCUGCCGCGCAUCUCAUUGCAACAAGGCACCGCUCAACGUGAAGAUCGUAGCUGGCCUCACAUCCACGGACUUCGAUUGGCCGACCCGCGCUUCCUGGAUGACGAUCCUGCGGAGUUACUUCUGGGAGCAGAAGAACGCGAGCCAGUAGCUGGGACACCGCUCACCGCCGACGAAGCCAGGUGCGAAGACUUCUACGUGCGCACGGUCACUCGCACGUCCAGUGGCAGGUACAUGGUGAGGCUGCCAUGUACUUCACCGCCGCCGACAUCGCUCAGCGAGACUCGUCGACCCGCAGAGCGCCUCCUGGAAGCCAUGGAGCGGAAGGGAGCACGAGAUCCUCGCUUCGGUGACCUCUAUCGAGAUUUCAUGGAGGAAUACGAGAACCUGCAACAUAUGGAGCGCACACGGUCCGGAGAGUCGCUGAACGCACACCUCCUCACUGGAGCCAAUCUCUUGCCAACACUCGCUGAUGUCCUACUUCGUUGGCGUUGGCAUCGGUACGUUCUCGUCACGGAUAUCGAGAAGAUGUACCGACAAAUUCUUGUACAUCCGGAGGAUCGUCGCCUGCAAACCAUCUUGUGGCGCCACACCAGCUCUGAUGACGUCCACGAGUACGAGCUGAGGACCGUGACCUACGGGCUAGCGUGUGCACCCUUUCUCGCCAUCAGGACUCUUCAUCAACUCGCAGCAGACGAAGAGGCACGAUAUCCACGCGGAGUCAAGGCACUGCGACACGACUGCUACGUCGACGACGUGGUCACCGGCGCUGAUAGCUUGGAGGACGCUAUCGACCUUCAGCAGGAACUACGGAGUCUUUGCAUGGUGCUCACCGGAGUUCCACCGGAACAUCGGCAUCAACGCAAACCGCACUCAUGGGAGGGAGAGAGUCACGCUACCUUGGGCCUCCGAUGGCAUCCGCAAGGUGACUGGUUCUCCUUCACCAUACGUCCGCGUGCAAUCACCGACUUCACGAAGCGACGAGUUUUGGCCGAGACGGCUCGACUCUUUGACCCGAUGGGGUGGCUCGCACCUGUCGUCAUCAGAGCCAAAAUUCUGAUUCAGACGACGUGGCUUCAACGGCUGGACUGGGACUCCCCGCUGCCUGAUCAGGACGCACACCGCUGGAGGCAGUUGUUGAAUCAGCUUCCUCUUCUAGAUGACAUCCGCAUAACUCGCUGGCUCAACACUGGGACCGACCAUUCACAACUGCAGCUCCAUGGGUUUGCCGACGCAUCAGAGCGAGGGUACGCCGCCGUGGUGUACAUCCGCAACGCUGCAACAGAGAAAACAUCAAUCAACCUGUUGAUGGCAAAAUCCAAGGUCGCACCUGUCAAGCAGGUGUCGUUACCUCGCUUGGAACUCUGUGCAGCAGCUCUACUUACCACGCUCAUGCUCCACGUGCGCUCUACUCUCGGUUUGACAACGACGCCAGUGCAUCUGUGGUCAGAUUCAAAGGUCACGCUCCACUGGAUUCAAGGACACAGCACCCGCUGGAAAACCUUUGUCGCCAAUCGAGUGUCUCAGAUCCAGACCCUGCUGCCAGACGCUCAAUGGAGACACAUCGCUGGACGAGAGAAUCCUGCAGAUUGUGCAUCACGCGGUGUUACUCCUGACGAACUCAUUAAGCAUAAACUGUGGUGGACAGGACCUACCUGGCUGUCAGGAGACGAGACUGCAUGGCCUUGUUCCGUCAUCGAAGCCGCAGAGGAUGACCUCCCGGAGCAGCGAGCCACCAGUUUGGUGGUCAAGGCACCGAUCACGGCCGAACCUGACCUCCUCCUCCGGUUCCCGAAGCUACAAAGGCUGCUGCGAGUUACUGCAUGGUGUCGGCGAUGGCUCAAUCCGGCGAGACGCGACGUCAUACUUGGCCGCACUUUGCAUCCGGACGAGCUGGACGUCGCCUUAUUUCGAUGGCUGCGAGUGGUGCAGGCGCUCCACUUUCCUACGGACGUAGCUGCGGCCUCUGCUGGACGCACUAGUCCACCGCGAAGCCACCUAGCGAGGUUGAGUCCGGUCCUCGAUGAUCAAGGCGUGCUGCGCGUCGGAGGACGUCUCAAGCAUGCUCAGCUACCACUCGACGAAAGACAUCCAAUGAUCAUCCCGGCGGCAUCAUGGUUGACUCGGCUGGUGAUUGAUUCCUGCCACCGACGGACACUGCACGGAGGUGUGCAACUGACUCUCGGCUUGCUCCGCCUGCGUUUCUGGGUGCCCCGAGGAAGGACCACCGUCAAACAGCAGCUACACCGAUGCGUGACCUGCACUCGAUGGCGCGCCGCAACACCACAGCCUCCGAUGGGUAACCUUCCUCGGGACCGAGUAACGCCAACUCGACCGUUCCUCAGCACCGGUUUGGACUACGCGGGACCAAUCCUCCUCCGGACCAGCAAGGGGCGUGGACACCGUGCGCACAAGGGAUACAUCGCCGUCUUCGUCUGCUUCUGGUCGAAGGCCAUUCACUUAGAAGUUGUCUCGGACUACACCUCGGAGGCCUUCAUCGCCGCGCUGCGCCGCUUCAUCUCCCGCCGGGCGGCCCCGCACUUUGGUGGUUUGUGGGAGGCCGCCGUAAAGUCGACCAAGUUUCACCUCCGUCGGGUGAUCGGCGAGACCACCCUCACGUUCGAGGAGUUGAGCACACUCCUCGCCCAGAUCGAAGCUUGUCUGAAUUCACGUCCGUUACAGGCACUCUCAGAUGAUCCAGAGGACGUCUCGGCGCUGACCCCCGGUCACUUCCUCGUUGGGGCACCGCUCCUCGCCUUGCCGGAACCGUCAUUGACAGAGCAGACGGUGUCCACCUUGUCACGUUGGCGUCAUCUGCAGCGGAUGAGGGAUCACUUCUGGCAGCGAUGGUCAUCCGAAUACGUGCACGGACUCGCCCCACGCACCAAGUGGCUCAAGGAUGCACCUGCACCCCACGUCGGCGAUCUCUGUCUCGUGCGCUCCGAGAUCACCCCUCCGAGCCGAUGGCCUCUCGCUCGCAUAUUGCGUUUGCACCCCGGAGACGACGGAAUUACACGCGUCGUGACCAUCCGAACGGCCACGUCCGAGCUCGUGCGCCCACUCGUCAAGCUCGUGUUUCUUCCGGGCGUGAACGACGCGCCUACACCGCACAUUGACACAUAG